AAACAUAUCAGUAUGUAGGUCUGUAUUGCGAGUGUGAGCGAACACACACAAUGAAAGUAAAAGAGUCCAUGAACUAUUCUCUCUCCUCCUCUUCCUCCUCCUCCUCCUCCUCCUCCUCCCCCAGUCACGAGGACGGCUCUGUCAAGUUCUGGGACGUAACAGGAUCCAUGAGACUCAUAUAUGAACUGACCACAGCCAACCUCUUCGUGGGUCAGGACCCCGACACUACAAUGGACGAUUUUUCAGACUUUAAGUGGCCUCCUUACAAGAAGGUCAGCUCGUACGACAACUUUGAGGAUGACGGCCGGCUGGCUGUGAGAUUCAUCGAGAUGUGUCCGUACUCGCGGACGCUCUGUGUCGCUGGCGGUGGAGGGCAGGUCCUCACGUUCUCCCUGAAUCUGAUGCCGAGCGACAUCAGACUGGAGUGUGCCAAGGCAGAGAUCUUCAUGGGGCAAGAGACUUCCCAGCGAGUCACGGGGUUGCGCAAUACCGCCCCCCUCCAGAGCAAGCCGGAUCUCAUUCCUCUCCCGGCCGGGUUCCAGGCGAACUUUAACCUCCAACUGAUGCCAGCAACAAACGUCACGGCAGUGGCUUUUGAACCCAGCUGGGGCCUUGUGGCAGCUGCUAAUGGAAAGGGGUUUGCUGUGGCCAACUUUAUCCUGAAGCACAUCAUCGUAGUCCAUCCCACCGUCUCUGCCGAUGGGCUACAGAGCCGCUCCAUAGGGAGGGUCCAGUCAUUCCGUCGUUCCAUGAGGAAGUCGUUUCGCAGUCGCUCGCGAAGCACGUCCAGCAUCUCUCUCUCCACUUCUGCCCCUACCGACAUUGCCAACGACCGCAAGAAGAUUGCGCAAUCUCUCAACCGAGAAGCCGGGAUGAAGGAAAGGGGCGGAGCUAGGGGGCGGGGUGGGGGAAGGGGGCGUGUCCAGUCGGAGUUGGUCACGGCGGGAGGGAGAGGGGAGCGAAGCCAGUCUCCCCUCGGUUCCGACCAGGUCCCUGCGGAGAUGAUGGGUGUAGUCAGUCACCUCAACUUUGCCGAGACAUUCGUGUCAGGAGGGACCCCAUCCGCCAGUCUGUUUGCAUCCACAAUGGGAUCGUCUGUUAUCAGAUACUCCAUCUCCCUCCCUCACCCCGACAACCGACUGGUAAACGUGAACACCGCUACUCCAGUCGGGAAGGACUACGCCCUGUUGCAUGCGGCUCCGGUGGUGGCAGUCUUCAUUCUGGACCACUCUUGUGUCCCUGUUCCAUGUCCGUACGAGGUCCAGUCCAAAGCAGUACCGGCUCCGGACAUGCACUCUCCUCACUUUGCUCUCAUCUGCACUCAGGAGCAGCUCAAGCUGGUGAAUCUGCCGGGCAUGAAACAGAAGAAGAAGGAGAAGGUGUCGGAGUUAAUCCAGGAGAGAAUCCUCCGGGCGUGGAUCGUGAGGAUAAAGGUCCCCGCGGCCCCGAUCGGCGCCAAUAGGGACUGGAACUCCGCCGUGGCAAUCCUAACGAGCGGGGGCAACCUCAUGGCCUACUCUCUUCCCGACCUGAGGAACUGCUUCAACUACAACGAACUGGUCGUCCCAACUGACCACAAAGCCAUGCAGUCAGUGUCCCUGUCAGCCAAUGGCGAGGUCCUCUUCCUCAAGUCGGAUUCUGAACUGGAGAGAUCUCUCAUCUCCUCUUACGGCUUCUCAUACCACACUACCAUGCUGCCAAAUAUAUUCCCGUUCGAGGGUUCCACCGGCCCUGCCCAGCAACCGACUCCGCCCACUGCCCCACCCGACCCGGUCUGCGAGGUAACGGUGGAGGUGACGAUGGAGCAGGAGGCGGAGAACGAGGAGAAACGAAGCCGAAGAUCCCAGACUCCCUCCCCCGAGGAGCCACGCCCCCCUCCGCCGGUGGCCGGCCCCGGCACAUCUCCGAAGAAGAAGAAGAGAGUUCAAAGUCCAAACGUCGUUCCAGGGAGUCGAAGGAGUCAAGUGUCCCACGUCCUCAUUCUCCCCCCUCGGGUACGGCGAUCAGCGAGGGGGCGGGAGGGGGCGGAGUCAACGGAAUCCUCGCCAGCCCCGAGAGGAACGGAGGGACCGAGGUGUCCGAGGGUAGAGACAAGGCCCUCAUGGCGAGUGCCACUGCCUUCAAAGAGCUCCAGAAACAAAGGUAUAAUAAUAUACCACAAUGCACCCUCUCGUCUGUCGGCGAACACUUCAACACACAUCCCCUUCUAUACAUACAUACAUAGGUCAUGUCAUCUCUAUGCAUUAUAACCUACAGGUACAUAGAAACUAAGGCUCUAUACAAUAGUACAUAGAAACUAAGGCCUACACUGAGCAUCUUCUGCCAGGGAACCUUUUCUUUCCCCACUUCUUGCAUGCAAUUCACCCCUAUACAUGGGCACUGUCUUCACUCCCUCCCCUUGGUACUAGAAUUAGAGGUUUGCUCCAUUUCUCAGCAGACACGGCUCGACGUCAGAGGACUCCUCCAGCUCAGACGACAGCUCCAGCUCUAGUGACGACGAAGACGAUAUCCCGAUGCCAGUGGUCCCGGACACCAGCGCCAAUCCAGUUGCCUUCCAGAACCCGUACGCCGUGGAGCUCAUGGGGGGAAAGGAGUUGGACAACAUCAUCGCCACGUCACUGAAACAGCUGGAGAGCGCCAGAGAUUUCUACGAGAAGAUGCAGGCCCAGGUCAAGAAAAGCUGAUCAAAACUCACCAUCUUCUUCGUCCUAGAUUCCAUUUUCAUAUGCAUGUUUUCGUGGUGAUUUACACCUUGUCUCUUUCGUCGAAUUCUUUACUUUUUACAUUUUUUAUGCCGAAAACUUAGUUUGUUGCUUAUAUAUUAUUAUUAUACAUUAUAUUUAGCAAUCACAAUAUGUAAUGACGUGUAUUAUUGAUAUGCCCUCUAAAUUAAAAUAUUAUGUCACGAAAUGUGUAGACAAUCUUUGUAUGAUGUAAUUAUGAUGUCAUUGAUUUUUUUGACCAUGAGAGAAAGAUGAUAGAUGGACACUCAAUUACUGUGUGUGUGUGGGGGUGGAUAGUAUUCAGAGAGACCUUCGGCCACGGGAUCGUCUUCUUGCUGUCAAUUUCUCGUAGCGGGAGCUGAGAACAGUGGAUCCUCUCACCUUCUUCCCUGCUAGUCGACUACUCCCGGCACUCCUCACAACCUGUAGUGACCGAGGUCUGUAAUGUGCCCCAUCUUUACUUCACCUUAUAUACCACAGCUAAUAAUUAAUGGAACUAAUACUGCUAAUACUUGAUAGAGUAUAUACAUUCCUACUUUUACGUGGACCAAUAUAUCGUACUUGAAGUGUAAUUCUGUCUGGCAGAAAUGUGCACACAUGCUGGCCUAACAUUCCCGUCGCUAUGACCCAGUAUACUGCCGUCCUAGUGAUGAAAGAAAACCUUUUUCUUUUGCUCCAAAGGAGGUGUAGAAGUCACAGCAGUCAGCCCCUUUCUCUCUCCCUCUCCCUCCUCUUGACCCAAUGUCUGAAGUCCACCAACAUUCUCUUCUUCCUCCUCCCUCUCCUCAUCCUCACCCACACUGCUCAGUUUCACUCUUUUCACGAGCGGUCCCUCACCCAGGGGGACCAAAAGUUUGGCCUCGGGGGGCAGGGAGU
Molecule: messenger RNA, 3599 nt
Organism: Geodia barretti
Lineage: Eukaryota; Metazoa; Porifera; Demospongiae; Tetractinellida; Geodiidae
Source: the annotation of a GenBank genome assembly